AUGGCUACAUCAUCCGCCAUUAACCGCGACUUUCAACGGUUCAAGGCUGUCUGCGUUCCUAUCCUUGGAUCAGCCAAGUUGACACCCAAGUCAAUCCCAACCGUCUCAUCGCUGCUCUCAACGCUCCUUCAGUUGCUUCGCGAAACAGACAAGGCCAAUCUCAAUGAAUCGUUCAUUGCCUACAUUUUCUUCCCCUUGAAGGGCAUAUUCGAGAGGAACGCAUCGGAAGAAAUCCCAGAUCAAGUCCUCGAAAAGCUGCUCCUCUGUCUCAGCAUCCUUUGCGACGUGUGGUGGUGGACGUGUGCCCCAGAGAUAUGGAAACAAUUGUUUAUCCUAUGUGGAUCGGUCAUUGGGGGAAUGGAGGCCAAGGGGAAGGCAAAGGCAAGGGAUGAUGAGACCAAAGAAGCGGCGGUCCAGUGCCUCAAUUCACUCAUUCGCCAAAGGAGUCCACAGGACGCGAUGGCCCUCGGAAAGCCGGUCGACGUUGCACAGGACCGCUUUAAUGAGCUUCAAGAUUUUGCGUCGUCACCCCAGUUCAUCCCAAUCCUCGGUCAGACACUCGAUUACAUCCUAGGCGUCACACUCUCCCCUCGACUAUCAUUGCAGCGCUCGUCCAUCGACCUGCUUUACUCCGUCAUCGAAAACUACGCGCCUGAAAGGAUGAUCCCCACUGUACUUCCCGGAGUUGCUAGUGGAAUGACAAAGGCGUGUUUGGGUGCGUCCGGGAAUAAGGGUUGGAUAAAUGGUGAAAUUGUUGCCGCUGCCCUCAAGGUGCUUCAGGUGGCGAUCGUCAAGGCCAUUAGCGACGAUGUAUGUAUGAGAGAAGGGGCGCUACCGCGAUUCCAAGACCUCGAAGACCUUGUCAACUUCGGAAAGGACAACGCAAGGCCUGUCGACGAUACUAAAUCUACACCCCUGGUUGCUCGAACGCAGGCCUGGCUUCGGGCAACAGCCUCACAAUUACACAUCGCCAUCAACUCACUCAGCCCUCUCGUCAAGCAUCCUACACCAUCCGCCAUCUAUGGCCUCAUCGACUUUUCAACGGAAGUUCUGUCAUCUACGACUCUAACCCUACCCCAAACGCAGCCCCUACUGUUAUCAUUCCUUCUCUCAGCAGCCAACUCCGAGUAUCCCAAAAUAACCACCAAGGCGGUUGACUCGCUGAAGGGCCUCCUGGCUAUGGCCAAUGCCGGUCCCGCCUUGAUGCAGCAGCUCGCGCAAAUGACUACCGACAACAUGUCCGCCCUUCCCCGCCUCCUUUCGAGCCAAUCGGAUGCCCGUAUCCAACAUGUCGCUGAGAUGAUCACAUCCGUCUGCAAACUCGGCGCUUCAGACUCGGAGAAUAACAUCGUCUCAUCCAUUUCCAAGGUCGUUGGAAAGCUUCUGGGACCGACAGGAGGAGUUGAGAAGUGGGGUUGGAGUUUGCUGGCCGUCCUCGAACUCGUGAACCCAUCGGUCACCGUAACCCACAACUCGUCCGCCCAGCUCAUGUUGGAGAACAACCCUGAAACUUCUUGGGUGCCAUUCCCCGAGCUGUUUUUCAGGAAUGUCGCUUCACACGAGACGAGGCGUUCGUUGGAGACCAUGUUACGCGCACUGGGUCAGGUAGGAGGCGACGCAUGCCUGUUUUCGGUCGAGUGGUUUAUCGACGUCGGUCGCUCGGGCACCACUUCUCGGUCGGUGGCAGCGAUGUGGUGUGGUUGUCGAAUUCUGGAAGGGAUAUCCGGACUUGACUUGUCCUCGGAGAACUCCCUUGACAAGCUUGUCCUUCAAAGGAGCAAACGACUGGAGAAGCAAGUCCGAGCGCUCGCACGAAGUAUCGCAGAACUGUGGGACAAGUCCGAUUUCGAGGAACUGGAUCAAGAAGCGAGCCCCCAGCCCAGACCGCCUAAUGAACACUUGGAACUCGACGUUCAGCACCAAAAGGGUCUUGUUCCACUCGACGAAACGCUCAAAAUAUUCCGCAAUAAGCCCACUCCAGACACGAGGAUAGUAAACCAACCCAUGCUCCACCGAAGUCUUUGCCUACAACUAAUUGCUAUUGCGGCCGGAGUGCUUCAAAGCCGUUUCGACUCGGUUUUUAUCUUCAUCCUCUACCCUAUCCUGCAUUCUAUCGUUUCCCCGGCCUCGUUCCUGUCGUCCUCUGGAUUUGCAGCAUUAAACUAUGUCACCAUCGCCACAUCUUACGCCUCUCCCGCUAACCUACUCCUUUCCAAUUUUGACUAUGCCCUCGACUCGGUCUCGAGACGACUCACAAGACGGUGGUUGGAUAUUGACGCAACCAAAGUGUUAGUUGUCCUCAUUCGCCUCGUCGGCAGGGAUGUAGUAGACAAGGCAGGCGACGUGGUGGAGGAAUGUUUUGAUCGUCUUGACGCCUAUCACGGCUACGGUAUUAUUGUCGAUGGGCUCAUCGAAGUUUUGGCAGAAGUCCUGAACGUUAUCGAAGCAGAUGUAAAGGCGAAUCCAGCUGCGCAGCCUGCACGCGAAGAAGAUACACCGUCAAACCAACACCAGCAGCUGACCUGUCUUGAUGAAUUGCUCGCCUGGCUACCAGUCCGAAGCAUGGUCAACCUGGAUGCAGACAAUACCGACUACGGUCCGGCUCCUCGCAAGGCUUGGGGCAAGCAAAAGGCCGAGGGUGAAGAAGAUUCUGACGACGAACCAGUGGAUAGCAAGCAGCCGGAAUCCGAGGCGCAACCUGAAACAUCAAGCCAGCAGCUCACGAAACAGAUUAUCUCGCGAUCACUCUAUUUCCUCACCCAUGAAUCCCCCGUCAUCCGCGCUCGCAUCCUAACCCUCCUCAAGCUUUCUGUCCCUGUUCUCCCAGAAUCCUCUCUACUUCCUUCCAUCCACAACGCGUGGCCAUUUAUUGUCAACAGGUUGGCUGACCAUGAAACCUUUGUGGUCAGCGCCACAGCAAGCCUGGUUGAGGCUCUCGCUGUGCAUGUCGGAAGCUUCAUGUAUCGAAGGAUUUGGGACGAGAUUUGGCCGCGAUUCCAAACACUCCUCAAGCAGCUCAAAGCUGCCGACUCUGUCAACGCUCUCGCUAGGCGGACGAACUCCGCUGUCGGCACCGAAUCUGCAUAUACUCAUUCCCAUCGACUCUACAAGUCCAUCAUCAACACUAUGACCGCGGUUAUGCAUGGUGUGCACGUUCGAGAUUCCUCGUUUUGGGAUGCACUGGUCCUUUUCAGGCGGUUUCUUGGCCGCCACGUCCACGAAGAAUUACAGCUGUGUGCAACCAACUUCUAUCUUGCGGCUGGAAAGAAGAACGAAGAUGCUGUGUGGCUAGUCCUUGAAGCAUCCGUUCGGGAUAUUCCUCCUGUCAUGACGUUCAUGCGCGACGAUCAGUGGCACAUUGAAAGCAACGCCAAAUGCAUCUUGGCCCAGUUGGGGUCUAGAUAG
This is a messenger RNA of Coprinopsis cinerea okayama7#130, 3405 nucleotides long. RefSeq lists its product as hypothetical. The coding region runs from base 1 to 3405 and encodes 1134 amino acids. Gene Ontology annotation, cellular component: cytoplasm. The transcript has 2 exons. Gene Ontology annotation, biological process: chromatin remodeling. The record is from RefSeq and is a predicted model, not a curated record. Lineage: Eukaryota; Fungi; Basidiomycota; Agaricomycetes; Agaricales; Psathyrellaceae.